Messenger RNA from Funneliformis geosporum, 599 nucleotides. The record is from the annotation of a GenBank genome assembly. Lineage: Eukaryota; Fungi; Glomeromycota; Glomeromycetes; Glomerales; Glomeraceae.
CCACUGGCAAAUUAGUUAUUUAUGGGAUCGGCAUUGCCGCCGCUCUACUUAUGAAUAAAGAUAUCAUUACCCAAGUCCUACAAGAAAUUCUCCAAGCAGAUCCUAAUUAUUUCUUACCGAAACAACUCCAUGUUCUUUCCAAAGAUAGUCAGGGUCAAGAUUACUGGAGAUAUAAACUUUUACCUAAUUCUGAGCAUUCAGGAGAGGUUAAAAGUUCAACCUCCUUAGAUAGUGUGGUUAAAUUUCAAGCCAGACAAGCAAAAUCUCAAGAAUUAAAUCAUGAUCAAGCCAAUAACUCAACUGAACAUACGAUCCAAAAUUUAAGCACUAGUUUACAAGCUAUUCAGCCGGCUGAUAACCAAAAUAUCAAGUUGAUUACCUAUUUAUUAUUAGGAACUGCCCUCACCGAUUAUUUACCCGACUUCAAAGGAACCUUACAAGGUUUUUAUGAAGAAAAUAUUCAGCCAACCUUAGAAACUAAGACCGCUUAUUAUGAAAAUCUCUUACAAGAGAAUAUUGCUUUUGGGCAAAGAACCCAAAAAAUAGCAAUUGCCUUAGGAAUUGGAAUAUUCUUAUUACUCGCGAUUGCUUAUUUUUGA